AUGGCUGACGGGCAUCACCGAGGGAGAGCAAACAGGGCUCAAAGAACCCCGCUUAAAGCCAUUACAUGCGAGUAUAACACCACGUCGACGAUGGCACUGCAGGUCCUUGCCGGAGUACCCACUCUCGAACUGGAACUAUUACGAAUAGCCAGAGUCGAGGGGGACAGGAUCGCGGUCAGGAGAGGUGCUAUGACGGUGCAGGAAGCCGAGGUUAGAAAUACGAGGCACAGUAACAAUCUCCUCAACCUCUGGCAGAGCAAGUGGGUCGCGAGUCGCAAGGGUAGGUGGACCGCGCGAUGGUUUCCCGAUGUCGGACGCCAGGUGGGUCGUGGGUGGUGCCGUAUGGAUCAUUUUACGUCCCAGCUGUUGACCGGCCACGGAGAUUUCAAAGCAAAACUAAACGGCUUUAACCUUGCAGGCGAUUCAGCUUGCCCAUGCGGUUUCCCCAGUGGAAAUGCGGAGCAUCUGCUAAUGGAUUGCCAGCUUGCAAACCAGGAAAGGGAAAAACUCAAACUCGCCAUGCGAGCGGCCGGUGCGGACUGGCCGUUUGAGUUGGAAUUCAUGACGAGUUCCGAGGUCAUGUUCCGGGCGCUAAAUGAAUUCGCUCAGAAACGUCACCAAAUAUACGAUUUUCAACGGUAA
Macrosiphum euphorbiae (potato aphid) is the source of this 642-nucleotide messenger RNA. The record is from the annotation of a GenBank genome assembly. Lineage: Eukaryota; Metazoa; Arthropoda; Insecta; Hemiptera; Aphididae.